Myxozyma melibiosi is the source of this 369-nucleotide messenger RNA. RefSeq names its product profilin. Lineage: Eukaryota; Fungi; Ascomycota; Lipomycetes; Lipomycetales; Lipomycetaceae. The record is from RefSeq and is a predicted model, not a curated record. The transcript is spliced from 3 exons. The annotation marks the transcript as partial. Gene Ontology annotation, molecular function: actin monomer binding. Gene Ontology annotation, cellular component: cell cortex.
GCUUACAUCGAUAACCUCCGCGCGUCGGGCCGCGUCGACCGAGCGGCGAUUUACUCAAAGGCCGGAGACAGCGUAUGGGCCAAAUCCGACGGCUUCGACCUCGCCGCACCCGAAAUCACCGAGAUCUGCAGCGGAUUCGAUAACCCGUCCGGGUUGCAGGCUAAGGGACUUCACGCGCAGAGCGUCAAGUAUUUCUUACUGCGUGCUGAUGAUCGAAGCAUUUACGGCAAGAAGGGAGCCGAGGGUCUGAUUUGCGUGCGAACGAAGCAGGCGAUCCUGAUAGCACACUAUCCCGAGGGCGUGCAACCGGGCGAAGCCACGAAGAUUGUUGAACAACUUGCCGAUUACUUGAUCUCAGUCGGUUAUUAA